Molecule: messenger RNA, 6442 nt
Organism: Coccidioides immitis RS
Lineage: Eukaryota; Fungi; Ascomycota; Eurotiomycetes; Onygenales; Onygenaceae
Exons: 2
Coding region: 1-6174 (2057 amino acids)
Biological process (GO): regulation of transcription by RNA polymerase II
Cellular component (GO): Set3 complex
Source: RefSeq, a predicted model, not a curated record
AUGGCCUCGCGAUUCCCUCCAAGGGACCGCUCUCCCCAUAGAUAUGGCGACCGCCGUCCACAUAUACCUUCUGGACCUCGUGGAGGAGACGAUGCGAAUUCCAUUCCGCUUGGACGCGAACCGCCUAGAGGACCAAAGGCUUUGAUCGACUCGUCCAGGGGCGGCCACUUUGCGCCGGUUGGCCCUAGAGGCAGAGGCAUUCCAGGGAGAGAAUACCGGGAUCGUGAUCCUCGUGACUCAAGAGAUGGUCCUCCGUUUAGACGGGAUCUUGAGAGGGACUGGCCGCGCAGGGAUAGGGUCUACGACUCAAGAGAUAGCCGUCCGCUAUUUGGUCGUGGUCGAUCCAGAUCGCCUCCGCCGCUCAGAGAUUUUCGAGAUUCGGUACCCAGGGAUUUAGACAUACCAAGGCUACGACGACCUUCUCGAGAUGGCCCACCUGGUCAGAUGCUCUCGGAUCUUUCGCCACUUCGAGGUGGUUCUUUACGUGGUCGUGGUCGUGGAGACCGCGAUCGGGGGAGAGGUAAGGUGUUCGUAGACGAUCGCGAUUUAUUCCGCAGGAGGAGUCUCUCAAGAGAUGCUUGGAGAGAUCGCGAACCCCGUUUUGAACGUGAGAGAGACCGUGAUCGUGAGCGCGAGCGGGAUAGGGAAAGAGAUAGAGACAGAGAGAGGGAAAGGGAAAGGGAACGGGACCGUGAAAUCGAGAGGCGUGAUCGAUUCGAACGACGAGAAGAUGAUAGACGCCCGGAGAGAGACGAAAGAGAGCGAAACCAGGAACGCCCUGAUAUGUGGAAGAAAGACCGGGUUCCAAGCAGGAUAGACGCAAAGAGCGCAUCGACCACUGCCACCAAGUCGCCUUCCACUAUUUCGACUCCAUCGUCGGCUGCUCCACCAACCGUUCCCAAGGACGAUGUUCCCGAAGUCCCUCAAAAAACUGUUGCAAUUCCGACAACCAUCCCACGGGACCAACCGAAGCCGCCGGAUAAACAGCCUCCGCAGAGACCACGUCAGGACGCCCCUGCAAACAAUCCACUUCCGCAGUUUUCACCUCCGCCUACAGUUCCAGAAGUUCCGGCCUUUGGUGCAUUAGCGACGAGCCCCCGUCAAUCGGCAGCCAAUGCCCCCAAACAGCCCUUACCAACCAACACGACAGAUUCCCGAGGGCGGGCAACAUCUGUCUCAACUCCAGCUACGAUAGCAAAGACCAACAAUGAUAUCUUUGUUUCUAGCUCCAUCCGUCCGCCGACCUGCCCCAGAGCAGAUCGUGUGGACGCCCACCAUGGCUCUGACAUACGUUCGCGCCGAUUGUCCGUUUCAGAUGUACGUGGCAAAACUGAAGUCGCAAUGCGCGCGAGCAGACCCCUUCCGACAUCCCCUAGUAUCCCGCCUGCUUCAUUACCCGAUCACCGUGCCGUUACACCCUCUGCUCCGGACAAAGCCUUCCAGCCGUCAAGCCAAACCGAAGACAGACCGCAUUCAUUGUCACGGCAGAAUUCGGGCCCCAUGUCUCCUCCGACAGGACCUUCCGCCCUCACCUCCCAGGGAUCUGGCCGCGCACCUCUCGACCUUAACACUUCUCCCAUCACUCCUCGACGACAAUCCACCAGCCAGACCUCCCCUCGUAUCCCAUUUUCGAACGUACCCACUGGGCCAAGGGCGCUACAGCGACCCAUUGCCCAAAGAAAUGGCCCAAAGGGAAGCAAUCAAUGGGUUAGACCUGGAUACGUCAGUCGCGGACCAUCAAUCAUCAACUCCAGCUCACCUGCGAAACGGGAGACCUUUAUUGAUGAGAAGGAUAUGAUUUUGUCGGCAUCUAACGAGCCCCGUAACGAGGAUAAACAGCACGACGAGAAACCGGCGUCAACCCCUACUUCGGCGAGUCCUGAAAAAGACCUCGAAAAAGCGGUGGAAGAGGUUAUAAGUAAAGCCAUCGAGUCCCCUAUAAUCUCCCGAGAAGUAGACCCCAAGAGACAAGAAGUGGAAGAGCCCUCUAAGCUAGAGGAAAACAGCAUGUUCCCAUUGCUACUCACGGAGUCUAGUGGUGAAGUAUCGGAUGAGGAGGACGAUUUGGACGAAGAGGACUUUAACCAAGGAGAACAGCGGUUCGAGAAGGAAAUGCAGGCUUUAGCGGCCGACAUGCCACCACCUCCUCUUGAAGAUCCGGUCAUAGUCGGUCUCUUGCUCAAAAUCCAGAUGCUGGGUAUUAUUGCGGAGGGAGCGGUUCCAUCACUCGAUGAGUCGCGUGCCGCAGCAGAGAUUAAAAAGCCGGAUGAGCUUCCAGCAGCUGUUCCAGAUGAAAACAAAGAGGCGGGUGAAAUCGAGCUUCCUGACGCUCCUCCCAUCUUAGUUCCGCCCGUGGAAGCCCCUGUCGCGGAGGCACCUGCGUUGGAGAACCUUCCGUUCCUAAACGACGGGCCUCCAACUCCCUUCUCCGACAUGGAAAGCUACCAAGAAGCCCUCAAGACGCACGAGAGCAUAAAAAACGACCUCCGAGACGAGAUAAUGAAACAACGAAGGGAGAUCGCAAAACAGCAUGCCGAAUUACGGGAGCAGUAUCGCGCGUAUUACAGGCCGUGGAGGCUUGCGGUCGACGCGAUGGAUCGGAAGAAAGUAGCUGAAGAGAAAAAGGCAGCGGCUUCAGGGCCCUCAACGCCUCCUGCUGCUUCCACUUCCGUGGCCAAUCCGAUCCUCGAAGGCCGCAGAGGGUACAGGCUGAACAGUGAAUUGGAUUUCCAGAACGCAUUGAAGGCAUCCACCAUCACCGCUGAAGAAGAAAAUGCACGUCGCAGGGACAAAGAAGCGACAGCAAGACCUGAUCUAGCCCGGGAAGCACCCAUACCUGAUAUGUUUGAUCCAAUACAAAAGAAAGCCUCCGUAUUUCAAGAUACAAACCAGAUCAUCGAUCCGGCCAAGGCAUUUGAAGUCUUCGCGUUUGAUCUUCCCCCAGACGAUUUCACGCCAGAGGAACAUAAGAUCUUCACUGAUACCUUCAUGGCCCAUCCGAAAAAAUGGGGUAGAAUUGCGCAGGCCUUGCCGGGACGUACUUUCCAGCAAUGCAUCAACCACUACUACUUGACGAAGGAAGAAAUGAAAUACAAAGCUAAAUUGAAUAAGAGAUGGGCUCGACGCGGUCGUGGGAGAAGGACCGUCGCCAGGCCUCCCAAGUCCAACGCACUUAUGGCAGAUCUUGGUGUUGUUCGUCCCGUAUAUGAUGGUGAUGAAACUGGAGAAACAACCCCGGCAGUUACUGAUACUGGUCGGCCGAGACGUGCAGCAGCUCCCACAUUUGGCGAGCUCGCUGCUGACACUGAAACCAGUACUCCAACCCCAAGUUCGGGAAAACGAAAUAAUGCGAAAGAAGGGAACGACCAGCCGUCAGAAAAAUCUGCUAGACGUGGCGGAAGAGGCGGAAACCGUGGUGGUCGAAGAGCCAGAGCACAGCAAACUGUAAAUAACACUCCAAUUGCUGCUGCUCUGCCGAAACCUGAGCCUGAGUCGGCCGUGGACAAUGCCACAGAGCCUACUGUAACGAAACCAAAGACUGAGGUGGACAAAGCGGUUGACGCUAUCGCCCCGCGGUCCAAAACUAGAGCUCGCGCAAAGGAACCUAAGGACGUCUCCACGGCAGAAUUAAUGGAAGGAGAGCUGCCACCGAAGCAAGCCGAAGGCGGAUACGGGUCCCAGCAGCCUACAAGCUAUUGGUCUGUACCGGAGCAGCGUGACUUUCCUGAUCUCAUUGCGCAUUUUGGCAGGGAUUUUGAAGGCAUAUCCCAGUUCAUGAAGACAAAAACUCCAACAAUGGUUCGAAAUUAUUUCCAGAGGAGCGUUGACUCUGGGAAAACUGAAUUGGAGGAAUUGGCAUCAAUUGCGGAGGCUAAGAAGCUGAAAGGCGAGCCGACAGGACCUCUUCCAGUUCCAAGUCUUCCUACGAAGCGGCGUUACGACGCUACUCCUUCAUCAGUCGGUCCUCGACCUUUGGCUCCUAAUACGGACACGACCGAGCUGGUUGACAGACCGCUGACAGCCAAAGCCAAACCCCAGGUUGUUCCUUUGGCUGCUGCGCCGCCAGCAAUUCAGCCUCGUCAACCUAUGGAGAAGACACAGUCGCAGCAGACGUUUUAUGCUUCGGUCCAAGCUCGAGGGGCCCAGAUGGUACCUUUAUCCUCCAAUGAGGACUCGCAGCAGCGUGCAGCACGGUCGCAUGUUACACAAAGCCAACGAGCGCAGCAUGGACCUCGAAUGGGUUAUUUCAGCGACACUCGUGUUGAGGUUCGGCCUGCGCCAACGCAAGGAAAUAUUGCAAGUGGCCACCUGCAAGAAAUGGAGUUGAAACGUCAGCCACCCCAACCACAAACUCUUGCUGCGCUUUCAACGCAAGCAGCCAUGGGAGGUCCGCAUGGCCAAAAUAUGGGCAGACCUAACAUCCCGUCUCAUGGACUGGAUCUUCAAGAAUCGGCACGAUACCAGUCGCUGUCGCAAACUCCUCAAUUUUCGCAGGCGUCCUACCUUCAACCCCGCCCAAGCGUGCAGGCUGCCACGACGCCUCAGUCUCACUCUCGACGGCCCAGUAGGAGUGUUUCAUCGACCGCGGCAUCCCCAGUACAGCUUAACAGUAAAACAGAAUUGCAUCCAGGUAUCAUUGCGUCCGGGGACAUGCUGGGCCAUCCCAAAUCUGCCUUACGGCAGCCGACCCAGUUCCUCGAAGUUAAUCGCUCAACCCCAGCUGCCCUGUCUCAGAAGGAACCCUCCGGCCCCGGUUCUCGACCUAGUUCCACACCAGUGCAAGCAAGCUCGGAGCCACCGCGUCAGGUGCCCGCCAAACGUUCAAAUAUCAUGAAUAUCUUGAACGAUGAACCGGAGGAUCCACAGCCUCGGAAACGAUUCGCAGGUAGCGAUUAUACAGGCUCCACUGCGACUCCACGCCCGGCUUCUCCUCGUCAUGCAUAUCCAGGAAGCCAUGGGACGCCUUCCCAUGCAGUCCGCUCAGAGGAUCAGGUAAAUACUGCAAACCAGCAGUACCAGCGGGCACAGUACGUUUCUGGAUCACACCACUCGCAACCGUCACACUCCCUGCAACAACAAUCUCUUUCUCAGAUGAGUUCUGCUCAAUCCUAUUCGGACUUUCCUGGUAGUUUCAAUGGUACACCGGCAGCAGGCUCUCUGAAUCAGGAUUGGAUGGCGAGAUUUGACCCUCGAGGGCAACAGCAAUCUCAGGCAGCCAAUUCAGCCGAUCAGCACCUUUCGCGGUUGACGAGGCAACGGUCCUCAAGCCAUGUAUAUUCAAGUACUGGCCUUCCCCAUUCAAUCCCGAUGUCCUCUCUUCAGUCUGCCCAGUCUCAGGCGAGCCAGCGUCAACCCUUCACACAUCAGCCUUCCCAAUCUGCCUUGCAGAUCCAGAAUCAACAGACCUCUUCUACUCGAGAGUCUCCCCUAACCCAGCAUCUACAACCAUUCUCCCAACCGAAUAGUCCUUCAGUUCAACGCCACAGUAUAUCCUUUGCGUCGAAGCCCCCCCUUGCCAGGCCUACGUCCCCAAUGCCGCCAUCAGGUAGUAUGAAUCAGGCACCACAUCAACCAUCAUCGCGCUUUACCGGCUAUUCUCCAAGCUCUUCUAGUCGUCAAGUCCAAUCUACUUUGGAAAGCCAGUCUCAGCCGAGUCAUCUCUAUCGACAGCAAAACGUUCAGAGUGGAGCUUCCCAGCAAUACACACCGUCGGCGAGACGAGUACCGUCCCUUUCGCCCAGGCACCAACCAUCGCCAUUACCACCAUCUCAGCAUUUACUCGCGCAACAUGAACUUCAAUCCCAACGCCGUCAUCGGCCUUCGUUGAAUCCGGGUCAGCAAAGCGAUUCUCCAUUCAAUCGCAAUCAUGCCCCUUCUUCGCAGAUCCCGAGUCUGAGCCGAACACCCGGUAUUCCACUGGAAAGAUCGUAUACACCUCCAUCGACGCUGUCCCGACAUGGCCCCAGUGCCGAAAGCGGCGGCGGCGGUAAUGGUGCUGGUAGUCAUUUGUUCCCAUCUAGUAGCUUGCUACAUUCUCAAGGGACACUCUCGCAACAAACCCAGCAACAGCAAAGCCUUCAGCAGCCCACUCAUCAAAUAUCUCAACUGCCACCAAGGCAUUCGAACGGAGGACCUGGAUCUGGGCUGGACCAUCAUUUGUAUGAUCGCAGAUAGUGUUGGGAAAUUUGGAAAUCUAAUAACAUUGCACCCUUUGUGGUCACUUCUUUAAAAUUUCAGCUCUUUUCUUUUUGGCGUAAAAUCUAGAUUUCACCUCGGAGGGCUUUAACUGCUUGAUGUAAAUAUUUCACAUCGUUUUUGACCAAUUGGCGUCACGACAUACAUAUAUACCUGAUUUAAUUCACCUCCGUAAUUUUAAUCCUACUUGUAUCCCCUUUUGCCUCUGUUUUGGAGUCAUAAAGUUGUUAAUGAGCUCCUUUUCUAA